Messenger RNA from Paramuricea clavata, 8409 nucleotides. The record is from the annotation of a GenBank genome assembly. NCBI's taxonomy places the organism in Eukaryota, Metazoa, Cnidaria, Anthozoa, Malacalcyonacea, Plexauridae.
AUGGCGUUAGAAGUAGAUGGAUGUAAGUAUAAAGCACGUUUAUUUCCGUUUUAUUCGCGUUUUAGUCCUUAUAUCUUCAACAUUAUCUAAAAAUAAAGGAUUUCUAUACAUUUUAGAUAUUCUAGAUACAAUUAAGAGACUAUUAGUUAAGUUGAAACCGAAUGCUGUCAUUUUGAAAUAUCUUUACCAACGUCAUGGCAUGUCAUUCAGGUAUAAUAUUAUAUAAUGUUUUAUAAUAACUGUAAAUAUAUAUAUAAUGCAUUGAAGUUUAGCAUAUUUAAGAGCUUUCACAUGUGAUAACUAGCCAAAUCAGUCCCCUCUAUUCUAAUACCGUUUACCGAUUGCACAAAAUUCAUUAUUGAAUUCAGACACAGUACUAGUAUAGGACCUAUCUUAAAAGAUAGUAUAGACGCCUGUAUGCAAAGCUAAAAUUAUACUUCGAUAUAUAAUAAGUAGUGUAUAUAUAUAUAUGUUAAAAUUUAUUUUGAGAUAUAUAUUUCUGUAUUCUGCAUAUAGUGUUCGCUCGCUACAAAGAAUAAUGAAAACAAAUGGGCUGAAGCGACAUGACAACACGGUGUCUCCGCAGCAAAUUGCUUACGCAUUACAGGUAGAGCAUCUGCUUAAAUUAAUUGUUGCAUCUUUUACCACGUCUUUUAAAGCAAUGUCGACAAAAGAAAAGUCGGAUUACAAGAUUACGGACAUGCAAUUGGAAAACGAUAUUAGUACAAUAUACAGCAUGUGAUUUAAAUUAAUAAACAUAUUACCUGCAUUUGAUUUUAGAAAGAAGUGAAUGGUUGCCGUGGGAGAAGUGGAUAUAGGAAAAUGACGCUGCGUAUUCGUAUUAAAUAUGGACUUCUUGUGACAAGGUAAAUGCAUUUCACUAAUAAAGAUCUGAUUGAUGGAAUAGAUGUAUAAAUUCACUUACUUAUACAUGUUCUAGAAAACAAGUGUAUGAUGUAAUGCGACUCCUCGGAAUGUGUAACGAGCAACGGCUUAUUGCAGGAGUUGGAACACCAAGACGCUAUUAUUCCAAGGUACCUUACUCAACCAAUUACCUUAUACAUAAUAAUAACAUACAUAUUUUCUAAUUGUCAACGCUAACAAUGAUGUCACAAUUGCAAAGUUUAUUGCCUAUAUGUCUAGGGUCCUAACUGGGUGUGGCACGUGGAUCAAUACGAUAAACUAAGACACUAUGGUUUUUGCAUCCACGGUGCGAUUGACGGGUUUUCGAGGAGAGUGAUGUGGCUUGAAGUAUUCUCGACAAACAGAGACCCGUGGAUUGUUGCACGAUAUUAUUUUAAAGCAAUAAGUAUGGUGAAAGGUAAGCUUUCAAAAAGAGCGGUGCACGAAAGAAUGAACAAUUGUAUAUCUGUCAUUACUAUAUGAGAAGCAAAAGCAUCUUUACUCACAUCGCUGUCUUGGUAUAAUGUUGCAAACUGUUCAAUAUUUAUCUACGUCACAGAGCUAACAGAAAUACAAACACCAAUUUAAAUGGACGAUAAAGGCUCAGGAAAUUAAACACAUAUUUUAUUUCAAUUUUAGUUGUACCCGCAAGUCUAAGACUUGAUCGUGGGACUGAGAAUUAGUCUAGGACCUGUAUAUGAGUUUGUAUGCAUUUCAUUUAGCACAGGUAAUCUCAACUGUUUUAGGGUAAAAUGACCAUGGCGGUCAACAUGGCAUAUGUGCCAAAAGCUGAAUCCGGGACGAAAGUCCUGAAAAUGACCCCGCCCUGAAACGGCAGUGUCGACAUAGCUCUAACUUCAGAAAACAAAAAGCGAUAGUCUUUCUGAAGUGCUUAUAGUGUUUAGAAGGGUUGCUUUUAGGAGUGGUCAUUGAAGGAAAAAUUUGUCUAAGUAUAAUAUUUUACAAGAAAAUGACCAUGCACCACCCCACGUAAAUUGCUGAUUAUGCAUAAAAUAACUAAUAUGCCUGGCAGAAAUUAAAUAUUCUUAUUUCCUAAAAAAAAUUAUCAUGGGUUUAAAAACUAUGCUUAAUUUAAUGUAAAUAUUGUUGAUUUCAUAAGGAUUGUCAUUGUUUUCUUUAAAUAUAAUAAAUUUUAUUUCACUUACCCCCCACGAAAACGCGAUUUCAGCCAUAUUUUGCUGUCUUGUUUGCUUUUUAUCGCCGAAUCACGCAAAUAUCAUCCAGUUGUUGUACUUUUACAUAAUCCUAAAUGGCUGAAGAAGAUUUCAAAGAAGGUUUCAUCCACUUUUGAAACAGUGCAGUGUAUUUUAUCUUCGAUAAUGUGUCCUUCGAUAUCUCGUCAAAUUGCCGCCAUUUUAAUGGCUCGCCGCUUCUCUGCCCGAUAAAUGCCACUUCUUCGUUUUCAUAUGUAUUUAGAUUACAUUAUCCAAUAGUACUUCAUUGUAGAAUAGUCCCAAUCCAAAAAUUGGAAAUAUUAUUUGUACUUGGGAGGAAAAUCCUCCCAGUACAAUUGUCCUGUUAGAAUUCAAAAGAAAUAAUUUAAAAGUCACGCGCAAGUUCGCGAAAACACCUCGUGGGUUACAUAACAGGGGGGGUGAAUAUUUUCACGAAACGUUUGUUCGCCACCACAGCCACAGGGGGUCCAACUAACAGCUGUGUUAUGAAUAAAACAUAUUAAUUAAACGUAAUAUGAAUAAAACAUCAUAACGUAAUAUUGCACUUACUUGUAUAAAUCAUAAGAGCUUGCAUUUUAAUACAGUGAAUAGCUUCAAAAACUUGCUUCGUUCCAAAGACUUCAAAUAUGGCGAAUAAAUUGACAAAACGAAAAUAUUACAUGACGUUCCAAAGAAAAUAACAGAAAGGAUUGCGGGCGCGAGCGGAAGGCGGGGUAAUAGAUAUUAAUAGAAGGGAUGAAACACCGGUAAUGCGAUCGUGUGAUGUGUUCCAUAAGUAGCCUGUUCUCUCGGAAAAUUCCAAAACGCCUCCUGCCAACUCCAACAACGCCUACGCGCUUAAUUAAUGAAAAUAAACAAUGUUUAGCUAUACCGGCUAAUAUGAAAUGUUUAAAUGUAGCGACCAACGUUUUUUUUUAUAUUAUUUAGUUUUAUUAUUAUUUCGUCAUACGUCACGAGAACAGGCUACUUAUGGAACACAUCUCGCGAUAAUGGCCAAGAAUGCUCGCUGUUAUAAAUCACAUAAAUUAGAUUGAUCAGUGCUUUUUUGGUAAUGACUAGGCUUGUUCAUGUAAGAGAACAUCGACUGAGCCUUAAAAAAAAACACAAAAAGCUUAAACGGAUAGUCUAGAAGCAUUUUAAAAAGUCACGUGAUAUUUGUUUCAUCCCUUCUAUUUAUUUCUUUCCUCGCCUUUCCGCUCGCGCCCGCAAUCCUUUCUGUUAUUUUCGUUGGAACGUCAUGUAAUAUUAUCGUUUUGUCAAUUUAUUCGCCAUAUUUGAAGUCUUUGGAACGAAGCAAGUUUUUGAAGCUAUUCACUGUAUUAAAAUGCAAGCUCUUAUGAUUUAUACAAGUAAGUGCAAUAUUACGUUAUGAUGUUUUAUUCAUAUUACGUUUAAUUAAUAUGUUUUAUUCAUAACACAGCUGUUAGUUGGACCCCCUGUGUUUAUAGCCGCUACAAUCUCGAUUUAUGUCAUUCUGUCAUCCACGGACGGGCCAAAACUAGCUGUUUUGAUAUUAUUUUUUUGUUCCCGGGGGGGUUUGUUCACAACAUGGCGACUGUUAUAAACGGACAGAAAUAUAAAAAUCAUAAAAUACUGCGAAUUUCCAUAAAAAUUCCGAGUAAUAUUUGUGAAGAUGAAUGGGUAAAUAAAGCACGGUGUUAUUUUGUGUCUCUGGCGCAAGAAUGAUCGACAAUAUUUGAAUAAUUCAGGUAAGGAUGGCUUUAUUUCGUUCUCGUAUAGUGAUGUAGUCGUGCCGUGUGCCCUGUCUACCUGUCUGGUGAUAUAUUUUAUAAUACAUGAAGGCAUUUAUAUUUAAAUCUGCUGUUUAUACUUGUUUAGUCACCUUAGUGUAUUAAACUUCGAUAUAGAGGCAUUGAAACAAAAUGAUUUCAAGAAUAUAUCGGCAAUUAUAAUACCCACUGAAUCACUGAUCUAUUCCCGACCAAAUCGACAGUAAUGAUUAAUGCCUUUAUGCUGAUACAAGAAGCAAAUGAACUUUUAGUUUAUUUGUUUGUUAUGUCACUUCAUAUGUGCAAAGCCAAAGGCGGUGAGUAUAUAAUAGUGUUCGGUACGUUCUAUUUCUAAAUGUUUAUAGUUUAAAACCAAACGCGGGAUGUUGUUAAAUCAGGCUUAACAAGAUUCCUAGAGCUACCCAGUGUGGAUUGUUGUCUGCAUAUAUGGACUUAUCAGCAAUUACAUGUAAUAUAGCAUAUCAACUGACUUUGUAUAAGAUAUGACUUGUAUAAGGCCUCAGUUAUAUAUAAAGCCUAUAAACAUGAUUCUACUGACAUACAUUGAUAUAUACAUAUGGCUGUGUUACCACAAUAAUGCUCGCAACUUCAACUUCUUUCUAACAAUAUAGUUUUGCAGUUCUGACUGUUCUGAGUAUGAUCUUAUUCAUUCAGAAAUAUAAGCAUUGCACUGUAUUCAAUGGCAAGCUAUCCUGGCUUCCAGAGCCUUCAGUUAAUAAUAAAUUGAAAUAUCGUGAAGGCUCUGGUUCAACGGGAGGAUUCUUUGAUUAAACUGUGCCAAUCACAAAACAGAAUUAGCAGUUUUAGUACAGAUUUUGGGCGUGUUAACCCAUUAAGCGCCAGUGCUCUCCCCUUGACGAGUAAAAUUGUCUGGCGUUAGACAGAGUAAAAUACUCUGGCGUUAGACAGAGUAAAAUACUAAAAGUAGGGUGCAUCAGGGUGCAAUGCGACCCAAUGGGUUAACUAGACACAUGGGCAGAUAGAUCAGUUAACCCAUUAAGCGCCAGCACUCUCCCCUUGACAAGUAAAAUCGUCUGGCGUUAGACAGAGAAAAAUACUGUUCAAAGUAGGGUGCAUCAGGGUGCAAUGCGACCCAAUGGGUUAACUAGACACAUGGGCAGAUAGAUCAGUUAACCCAUUAAGCGCCGGCACUCUCCCCUUGACGAGUAAAAUCGUCUGGCGUUAGACAGAGUAAAAUACUGUUCAAAGUAGGGUGCAUCAGGGUGCAAUGCGACUCAAUGGGUUAAUAUAGUACAUAACAUAGGUCAUAGACAUACAGUUUCAAUACAAUACAAAAUGAUUUUGAACAACGUCAAGGUCAAUGAAAUCAUACAAAAUGAAUUUAUGGAAUAUCAAUUAAAUGUAUUUAAAACAAACAUAAUUUCAACAUCCCAAUAAGCAAUAACAUCCCAGUAAGUAUAAAUUCAACUAUUUUAAAUCAAUUGUUUGAAUAGCCAAAUUAAAAGUUGUACGAGUGACAAAAUCAUUCAAUAAUAUUCACAUUUUAUCAUUUGUAUUAUGUGUCAACUAUCAAAGUCGCACUGUUAUUAGUAUAUUAAAAUAUACUUUUCAUAAGAUUAGAUGUAAGAUAUAAUUGUACGAAGGUGACUGAGGAACGACGAUGUGUAAGACAAUAAAUCAUACAUACAGUGAAAAACGCUCUUUUUGUAGCACAUCCUACAUGUACAUAUCGGCAGCAUUUUCCUUGCGAUAGUAACUCCUAGUUUAUAUGCUCUAUCGCUGGACUAUCAGUUCUAAACUUUUCUACCUAGGUCCAGUGUUACUACAAGAUCUAGAGGGGCAUUAGUUCUCCUUUCUUGCCUGUUAAUGGACUAACACUUUGUCCCGCAUUACUGUGCAUUCUCUAGAGAGUUUAAAUUAAAGAAAUCGUUACGAGAAAAAGGUAUCGAGUACGAAGGUCAGGUUGAUGAAGAAGAUGAGUUCUGGAAUGAGGAAGGUUUGGAUGAAGAGUUUAACGGAGGAUUGAAGAUUCCUGCUGUCAUUUGGAACAAACUUUUCAGGUUUAAACAAAAACUAAACUGCACUUAUUUUAUUGUGGAUAGUUUUUCUAUUGUGUCUUGAUGCAUUAUUCUCACAUGCCACUAACUAAAGGCCAAAUUGAAACCAGCAAAUCAUAUCACUUUAUCAUCGUAUACAGAUGUUAAAUGCACUGUACCACCAGCACCCCUAGUUUGGUGAAAUGAAUAUGUAGCUUUACAUUUCAAAUUCUAAGAAAACUACACAAAUAAUUCAUGUAAUUCUAGGUACCAGAAGACAGGUGUUAAAUGGUUAUGGGAACUACACACUCAACAAGCAGGCGGGAUAGUUGGGGAUGAAAUGGGAUUGGGAAAGACAAUUCAGAUUAUUGCUUUCUUAGUUGGAUUAAAGUAUAGCAAGAUUGGUCGUCGUGCUUCCAAGUAAGUUUUGUAUUCUACCUGCAAUACAGUGUUCCAGACUUGAUAUCCACCCUGAAAAUCUAGUAUUGCACAUUUGGAUAGUAAUAUUCAAAACAAGGCAAAAUGAGUUUCUGAUUGUAAUCCUCCAAUUGGCACGUAGUUUUUCAUUCAUGUUGUAUUUAUUUCAGGCAGAAUUGUUUAGGACCAGUUCUUAUAAUAUGUCCUGCAACAGUUCUGUUUCAGUGGGUUGCAGAGUUGCACAAAUGGUGGCCGGAAUUUCGUGUUGCAGUAUUGCAUGACACUGGCUCCUACAAAGGAUCAAAGGUAUGUAUUUAAUAAUAAGAUAGCUGAUAAUUGAAAGAGUAUUUGUGUGUGUUUUGGUGUUAUCUACUCAGGUGAAUAUAAUGUUCUUGAUGUUACUCUGAGUGUAUAUCCACACCAGGCAGGCUGAAAAGUUAGCCUGACCACGGUGGGAAUCGAACCCGCGACCUUUGGGAUACUAGUCCAAUGCUCUGCCAACUGAGCUACGAGGCCAAGUCUGUUCGAGUGUGUGGUAUUUCGGUACUAAGUCUAGUAUACCUUCGAUAUCAAUGUAUUCUAUGAUAUGAUAUUUGUGUGUGUUUUGGUGUUAUGUACUCAGGUGAAUAUAAUGUUCUUGAUGUUACUUGAUAGGUACAACUAUCUGAAAAAUUUAAUUAAGCAGAACUUCGAUUUUUGAGUGAAGGCCAUUUGUAACUUCCAGACGAGACUAAUUUUUUGCCCUACAAAACUGGGUUUUUUUGCAUGACAAUUUGUAGGUUGUCAAUUCCAACCCUGGGUCACCAUCACAUUAUCCAUUUAUGGAAAUGGUCUAUAACUAGGUUUUUUAUCGUUUCCUUAGGACACUCUGAUAACCAAAAUUCGUAAUGAACCAGGGAUCUUACUGACCACAUAUUCUGGGGUGAGAUUGAACCAAGAUCAUUUGUUACAAUCUCGUUGGGAUUACAUCAUUUUAGACGAAGGUCACAUCAUACGUAACCCAGAUGCCGAGGUCACAUUGACCUGCAAACAGGUAACAGUAAAUUCUCUCUAGAAUAAUCCCAUGAACGUUGAACCUCUACAUUUGUUUAGCAUGUUGCCCUUUAACCCAUUGAGUCGCAUUGCGCCCUACUUUAUUAUUUUACUCUGUCUAACGCCAGACGUGUCAGACGAUUUUACUUGUAAAGGAGAGAGCACUGGUGCUUAAUGGCCUUAACUGGCCUAUCUGCAUCUGCCCAUGUGUCUAGUUAACCCAUUGAGUCGCAUUACCCUACUUUAUUAUUUUACUCUGUCUAAUGCCAGGCAAUUUUACUCGUCAAGGGGAGAGCCUGCUACAUGUACUUUUGACUGAAAAAAACAUGUUUUGAAAAAUUUAGAAUUUUUGUUCAAAUGCAAAGGGGGACCCACACGCAACCCUAUGGUCGGCAAAGGGGGGUCCACAGGAAAUUUUUCUGAAAAUUGUUAAAAACCAUUCAAUUAUUUCGAUAGAUAAAAACAUGUUCUGAAAAAUUCUGUCAUUUCUCACAGUUCCGCACUCCACAUCGGCUCGUCCUGUCAGGCUCACCAAUGCAGAACAAUCUCCGUGAAUUGUGGUCAUUAUUUGAUUUCGUGUAUCCUGGAAAGCUGGGCACAUUACCUGUGUUCAUGCAAGAAUUCUCAGUCCCCAUUACUAUGGGAGGAUACUCGAAUGCUACUCCAGUUCAGGUUAGAAUGCAAGAUCACCUUGGUAAAGUCAUUUCUGUUGUUGUUGUUGUUGUUGUUGUCGUUGUUGUUGUUCUCAUUGUCAUUCUUGUUGUGGUUGUUUUGGUUGUUGUUGUUCUUGUGGUUGUCGUUGUCAUUGUUGUUGUUGUUCUCGUUGUCAUUGUUCUCAUUGUUGUUGUUGUUGUCAUUGUUCUCAUUGUUGUUGUUGUUGUCAUUGUUCUCAUUGUUGUUGUUGUUGUCGUUGUCAUUGUUCUUGUUGUUGUCAUUGUUCUUGUUGUUGUCAUUGUUCUUGUUGUUGUCAUUGUUCUUGUUGUCGUUGUUGUGGUUGUUGUUGUUCUUGUGGUUGUUGUUGUCGUUGUCAUUGUUGUUGUUGUUGUUGUUGUUGUUGUUGUUGUUGUUGUUGUUGUUGUUGUUGUUGUUGUUGUUGUUGUUGUUGUUGUUGUU